GAUGGCUGACUUACAGGAGUGGUAGUGUUUUCCAAAUUUAUCGAUAUAUUUUGCACAAAAGAUGGGUGAAGGGAUUGCUGAUUGCUUACCACUGGCACUACGAUCUGUUGGGGAUGCCAUCAAGCUUGACUCAGACAACAGGAUUAAGGAGGCAUACUGUCAGUAUCUCAGUUGCAUCAUCUAUAUAUCACAAGUUCUUAAGGAUGAUGCUUGGGACAAAGACCUCCAAUUGGUGUACAACAGGGACUCAGCCAAGUUAUUCCGUAUGCUUCAGCAAUGUCAGGAGAGAGCUCUGACAAUAAUAUCUUCUUUGGCAAAUAAUACUUCAACAAGUCAAACACCCCCUACUAAUCAAAUACCUCAGCAUCUUCACCCUUCAUCUGAAGGUGUGCCACAUCGCUAUUCUGACAGUCAGGUUCCAAUUCCUGGCCAAUCACCUCAGCAUCAACUGGCACCACAAGAUGUGACUAUUCGUAAGCUGUCUGACACAAAUUCUCCUGCAGCAACUUUGGCAAAACCCACAGCUGAUGGACACCUUUAUCUACCAUCACCCCCUGGAUCUCCAUUACCUCGUCAUCGUCGAACUGGUAGCAAUGAUCCUAUGGAGAAAGCUUACACGGAAAAUAAACAGUUAAUACAAGCAUACAGGACAAGAAUGCAGAAUGCAAACAAGGGGGGAACAAACAAGGAUAUGAUUUCCCGUAAUCUCAGUUUAAUGCGAAGGAUGUCAGAAAACCUUGCCAUUGAAAAGGCCAGGGAGCAAGCUAUAAAGCAAAAAUUGUUGGAGCGACAACGAAGAUUGCAAGAGGAAACAAACAGACGUCUUGGCCCUGCAGUGUAUUCUACCAAGGAACAGCAAGAACAGCGUAUUAUUUACACAAAGAUUUUGGAGUUUGAACAAGAGACCGUGUGGCCGAAACUCUUACGGAAUAGAUUGAAACUUUCGCCAGAAGAUUCCAAGUUGAUCAAGGAAAUAAUAGCUAAGAUUUUCAGCUCAUCGGAUCAUCCUCUUACCCAGUUUCUCCUCCAGUAUCAGUAUUACGUUUACCGGAAACUGGCACCUCUUGUGAAGGAUGUGGGAUUUCCUGAUGUAAAAAGCGGAAGAAUAGCUACCAGCGAAGGAACUGGUGCAGUUAUAAAGGAAUCUCACUCUGACGAGCACGUGAAGAAAUCGACAAUCAUCGAUGAUGAACAAAACCGAGGGAAAAACCUUAACACGAUUACUAAUGCUGGAGGUAAUUUUGAAGGUCACUUUUCAUCUGAGACUAAUAUUGAGGAAAGUUUGAAAGGUGCGAAAGAAAUUGUGAAAGGCACCGCUGAGGAAAAGGAACAUGAAACAGUCGAAAUUCAUGAUGCAGCGUUCGUAAAGAAUACUAGAGAUGGUGGUAGUGUAGAAAAAGGAAAGGACGGUGAUAGCGAAUGCGCGAGCUCUGGAACUGAUUUAGCGAAACUCAAAAAUCUUCUUGGAGAUGAUCUUCAGUCGGAAGUCUCUGACACUGAUACUUCGCAGCCUACUGCUGUUGCGACAUCAGGUGAUGCGGCAUCACUGGAGACUUAUUUUGAGGAGCUAGAGGACGAUAUGUUUGGCUGGGAUAGCAGCGAAGAUGAAAGUACAGACACGGACUUUGAAACUGUUGAUGGAAGGAACACACAGACAACGGCAGAUGAAAAGACUUGCAGUGAACUUAAAGAAGAUACGCGUCAAAAUAGGGAAGACGAUGCAUCCCAUACUGUCGCGAGAUCUGUUACGGAACACAGUCAGGCAGACUCUUCAGAAGUCUGCGCAGAUACUCCUUCACAACUCAGCGUGGACUCGCUCAGCGUUGAGUUGUCAAUAGCAAGUAAAAUCGGUAAAACCAGCCAAGACCAACCAAGAGACGAUACAAAUCCGUUUGAAGCAGAUGAGUUUAUUUCAAACCAAAAAGUUGAGGGUAAUGAAGAAGAGACAGCAAGAAACAACACCAACGGGGAAAGUCAACAACCGCACAAUAGUCUGAAGCCGCUAGGACAGGUUGGUGAGGAACAGAUUGCUAGUAAUAACACCCAAGGGGACGGAGAUAUUAAACAAUCAGUGGAAAGUUUAAACGAAGGAGAACAGGUUGGUGAAGAACAGAUAGCUAUUAUUGACAUCUACAAUGAUGGAGAAAUCCCGAGACCAGUAGAGAAGUCAAAUAAGUAUGAUACUAUAAGUGAAGUCCCAUUUGAUCAGGCAAACGGUGGAGAUGAAGAGAACACACAAACACCUCGACUGUCUGGGUUUGUUAGUGAACGAAGUGGCAAGGAGGAAAAUGGUCGCACAACUCCUACUACAACUGCAUCUGACGAAAGGAGGAAACAAUUGAAGGACGUUUUGGUGGAUGUGAGAUUUUUUCUUGAAAAUCUUCAGAAAUUAUUAAUCCUUGCCUAUGAACAACUGGAUACACCAGCCGGCCGAGAUCUUUGUUACUCCUAUUUGGAAUUCCCUUUCUUUAAACCUUUGUGGCCUAUGUUGUUGGCUGUGCUCAGACAAGUUAAUCACGAGAAGGAACUCACACUGGCGGACGUGAUGUCGGAGAACAUCACGAAGGAUCCGGUAGAUUUAGGCGUGCCACAUAGACUGUGUUUGGAGGAUCAGGCGGUUUUGGGCGCAACAGGAAACAAGUAUCCAUAUCAGAUGGCGGUAGAUGAACUUCAUAAAGUUGCUUCGCUGUAUUGUCCGUUGGAAAAACUAGAGUGCUUAGUUCGAACGUCGCGCUGCGUCUGUCAGUGUGUUGAGGAUUACUGGGAGACGAAAGGAAAGUCGCGUCACUGCCCAGAGACAGCCAUUGGAUGUGAUGAUUUGUUGCCCAUUCUUAGUUUUGUCAUUAUUCGAAGCGGAAUGGCGCAGCUGAUCUCUGAGUGUGAUGCUAUGGAGGAAUUUAUACCCGAGGGGUAUCUGAUGGGGGAAGAAGGGUACUGCCUCACGACUCUUUUAACAGCCCUUGCGUAUCUGGCCACCCUGAAGCCAACUUGAAAUGACCGGCCUAAUCACCAAGCAAGGAGAAUAUUAGAGAGCGGGAUAUAUAACAUCAUAAGGUUCAAGAUAAAGGUUGGAGCUACAAGCCAUGACGGGCCAAAAAUCAGUUAAAAUUUGACAGCGAGCCACCACACCGAUCUUUUACUUCAAGUUAAUGUGCUCCAUUUAUUUUCGCUUUGAUCGAAACUCACUGAGUUUUUGGCAACAAUUACCCUUGACUUAGAACUGAGAUGACCAGGCAAAAUUGUCGAAGAACUGAUGUUAGACUUAAUAUAUGACUGUUACAAAAAUAAGAAUAAGGGGCAUUUUUCCACAAUCUGUUAAAAUGAUUAAAAAUGACGUUUCAAAGUUAAAAUGUAAGGAACGUGAAAUUUACUUUUCCCAAUGAAGAUGCAAAUAGUUUUGUAUGUAAUUGAGAAAGUGGAAACAGCAAGGAAUUAAAC
This is a messenger RNA of Pocillopora verrucosa, 3438 nucleotides long. RefSeq names its product VPS9 domain-containing protein 1-like. Gene Ontology annotation, biological process: vesicle-mediated transport. Gene Ontology annotation, molecular function: small GTPase binding; guanyl-nucleotide exchange factor activity. Gene Ontology annotation, cellular component: cytosol; endocytic vesicle. The record is from RefSeq and is a predicted model, not a curated record. Lineage: Eukaryota; Metazoa; Cnidaria; Anthozoa; Scleractinia; Pocilloporidae.